Sorghum bicolor (sorghum) is the source of this 1327-nucleotide messenger RNA. RefSeq names its product protein ALP1-like. NCBI's taxonomy places the organism in Eukaryota, Viridiplantae, Streptophyta, Magnoliopsida, Poales, Poaceae. The record is from RefSeq and is a predicted model, not a curated record. Bases 1 to 1215 code for a protein of 404 amino acids. The transcript has 2 exons.
AUGAUUGAGGAAGAAGAGGAUGAUGGAGGUAGCACAAGUGAGGAUGAGAUUAUAUCCAUGUGCUGCAACAAUUUGGUGCAGGCCCAGAAUUUGAUCGUGCAGUUGGUUCCUAUUCUGGGUAUGUACUCUGAUAACUACUUUGUGAAACUACCUAGGAGGGUCACUGGAGACUCUGGUUUGGAUUGGGUGCAGGAGACACUAGCUAGAGAUACCCAGUGCUACAACAUGUUUAGGGUUGAGAGACCUUUAUUUAACAGGCUACAUAAUACUUUGGUCCAUUCAUAUGGGUUAAAGUCCACUACAAAAAUGACAUCUGUAGAGGCUCUUGCUAUGUUUUUAUGGGUUGUUGGUUCACCACAGUCAGUUAGACAGGCUGAUAACCGUUUUAGGAGGUCUACAGAGACAGUAAGCAGAUCAUUUAACAGAGUUUUGACAUGUCUCCUAAGGUUAGCACAUGACAUUAUUGUACCCAAUGACCCAACAUUUUCAGAGGUGCACCCAAACUUAGAAAAUCCUGCAUUCUGGCCACACUUCAACGACUGCAUAGGAGCUAUAGAUGGGACACAUGUGAAGGUUGUGGUGGAUAAGAGUAAGAGGAUACCAUACUUGAACAGGCACAAUGAAACCAAUCAGAAUGUGCUUGCUGUUUGUGAUUUCGAUAUGAGAUUUACCUUUGUGUUGUCGGGAUGGCCUGGUUCAGCACAUGACAUGAGAGUUUUUAAAGAUGCCAUAACUACUCAUCAGCACAAAUUUCCACAUCCACCACCAGGGAAGUAUUAUGUGGUUGAUGCAGGGUACCCAAAUCGACCGGGCUACCUUUCACCAUACAGAUGUACAAGGUACCAUGUACAACAAUGGCAAAAUGGCCCGCCGCCACAAGGUAUGAAAGAAACAUUCAACCAUGCACAUGCCAAAGUUAGGAAUGUCAUAGAGCGAUCUUUUGGAGUGUUGAAGAUGAAAUUUAGGAUUUUGUUGAACAUGCCAAGAUUUCCAGAGAACAAGCAAACUAGAAUUAUUGUUGCUUGUAUGGCUCUUCAUAAUUUUAUUCGAGAGAGCAGAAUUGCAGAUAGGGAAUUUGAUGCUUGUGAUGCGGAUGAAAAUUAUAACCCAAUGCCUAGUUCUUCUGCAUCAACAUGGCCAGAGGAUGAACCUCUUAUUGAAGAUAUCAACAUGAAUGCCUUCCGUGAUCAGUUAGCUGGUGCUUUGUUUAAUUGAGUGUAAUUUUUUUUGCUUCAUUCAGGACGUGUAUGUUUGAGUGAGACAUCUCAUUUGUAUGGAGAAAAUAAAAUUUAUCCUGUGAUGGAUGCUUGAUUUCUAAAGAUGUUUG